UGUGUACCUGUCUGAUCAAAGGUGUCUAUAUAAAGUCCUUGAAUCUGUGUGGGUUCAAACACAUUUCGCAGCUUCAGGAUCCUGAAGGGUUUCAUUCUGCUUCCUGAAGACCUGAGCCCAUCUCCCAUAAAGCCAUGGCUUGUCUUGGAGUUCAGAGGCACAGGGCUUGGCUGAAUUUGGUGUUCAGGAACUGGCUCUGCACUGCCCUGUUUUCUCUUCUCUUCAUCCCUGUUCUCUCUAAAGCCAUCCACGUGGUCCAGCCUGAUGUGGUGCUGGCUAGCAUCCAGGGUGUCGCCAGCUUUGUGUGUGAGUACUCAUCUCUCCACAAUGCCUCUGAGGUCCGGGUUACAGUGCUGAGGCAGACCAGCAGCCAGAUGAUUGAGGUCUGCGCCACAACGUACACAGUGGAGAACGAGCUGGCCUUCCUAGAUGACCCCACCUGCUCGGGGACCUCCAGUGGAAACAAAGUGAACCUUACUAUCCAAGGCUUGCGGGCCGCAGACAUGGGACUCUACAUCUGCAAGGUGGAGCUCAUGUACCCACCACCAUACUACGCGGGCAUGGGCAAUGGAACCCGGAUUUAUGUCAUUGAUCCAGAGCCAUGCCCAGAUUCUGAUUUCCUCCUUUGGAUACUGGCAGCAGUUAGUUCCGGGUUGUUUUUUUAUAGCUUCCUAAUCACAGCUGUUUCUUUGAGCAAAAUGCUAAAGAAAAGAAGCCCUCUUACAACAGGAGUCUAUGUGAAAAUGCCCCCAACAGAGCCAGACUGUGAGAAGCAAUUUCAACCUUAUUUUAUUCCCAUCAACUGAGAGACCAUUGUGAAGAACAAAGAUCAUGUUGAAAUUUCCAGGAGUUGAGGCAAUUCUAACUUUCAUGCUACCUGCAUCUAUUUUAUUUGCUUAUAUAUUUUGGGAGGGAACUUGUCUCUCUUUAAUAUAAAGCUGGAUCCAGGACUCAAAUAAAACAUACUACAAAUUGAAGGACCAGGAAAGCAGAGCCAGGACAUUGCUGUCACAGCAGAUCCAGUUUCAGUAAAAGCAUCAUUUGUGAACAGGAGGAGGAUGAAGCAUUAUGAUGGGGGGGGGUCAAAGAAGUAAAUUAGGAAAUGAAACAGUCCAAAAAAAAGAAAGGGAGAGAGAGAGAGAGAGAGAGAAAGGACUGUAUUGUGUGCACCUUGUAUUUAGGUGUGAGAUGUUUAUUGCUUUUAAAUUUUCACUCAAUCUCUUCU
This is a messenger RNA of Dipodomys ordii (Ord's kangaroo rat), 1225 nucleotides long. RefSeq names its product cytotoxic T-lymphocyte-associated protein 4 (gene Ctla4). The transcript has 4 exons. Bases 135 to 806 code for a protein of 223 amino acids. Gene Ontology annotation, cellular component: membrane; external side of plasma membrane. NCBI's taxonomy places the organism in Eukaryota, Metazoa, Chordata, Mammalia, Rodentia, Heteromyidae. Gene Ontology annotation, biological process: negative regulation of regulatory T cell differentiation; regulation of T cell proliferation; B cell receptor signaling pathway. The record is from RefSeq and is a predicted model, not a curated record.